Acinonyx jubatus (cheetah) is the source of this 1847-nucleotide messenger RNA. It is a transcript of the gene GLYATL2, whose product is annotated as glycine-N-acyltransferase like 2. Gene Ontology annotation, cellular component: mitochondrion. The coding region runs from base 570 to 1340 and encodes 256 amino acids. Lineage: Eukaryota; Metazoa; Chordata; Mammalia; Carnivora; Felidae. Gene Ontology annotation, molecular function: glycine N-acyltransferase activity. The transcript has 5 exons. The record is from RefSeq and is a predicted model, not a curated record.
GUGUUUCAAUGCCCAGGGAUCUCAGGGUCCCUUGAGAUAGUUUUUCUGAAAAGAUUCGUUGUUCUUCAUUUGUAUCUGGACAGCUGAAGACAUUUGCUCCUCAGAUUCUUGGCCUGAUUUGAAUCAAAUCAAAUAAAAUCAAAUCUCUCUCAAAUCAUAUUUGUUUCACCAAAUAUGUUACGGUACUUUCCAUGGAAUUGUAGAAAGAUCACCAAUGAACCCUGAGUCUAGCUGCAGUUCCAGGCUUUAGUUUCUCACUUUCAAAAUGAAAGGUUUGGACUUGAAAAUUUCUAAAGCCCUUUAUUUUUGGCAGUGUAUUAUGUCCUACGUGAUUUUUCCUUUCUCCUCUUGCUGGACACCUGUCUCAUCUUUCCAGGUAUUUUUGUUUGUAUGUUUGUUUCCUUAGGUCAUCUUCCUGGAAGAAGGAGGCUCAGGUGCUAUACAAUAUGUUUGUGCUUCAUGAAUCCCAGAAGCUGCAUAUUCUGUAUGAAUCCCUGGAAAAGAGCAUCCCUGAGUCCUUGAAGGUAUAUGGUGCCGUUUUCAACAUUAAAAAUUAAAAUCCAUUCAACAUGGAGGUGCUGGUGGAUGCCUGGCCAGAUUAUCAGAUAGUCAUUACUCGGCCUCAGCAAGAGGAGAUGAAGGAUGACCUGGAUCAUUAUACCAACACUUACCAAAUCUUCACCAAAGCUCCUGACAAGUUAGAGGAGGUCCUGGCACAGCCCCAGGUUAUCAAUUGGGACCAAGUCUUCCAGAUCCAAGGUUGCCAAGAGAGCUUUCAAGAGGCAAUAAGAAAGAUUUCGGCUUCAAAAUCAGUGCGGGUGGAUUACGUGAAGACGAUACUCAUUAUGACAGAAAUGCCGGUGGAACCCAAUGAUGACCAGGUGGAUGUGAUGGAGUCAUUUAAAAUGCCCAAAGUGGAUGACAAUACCAAGAAAGGAAGCUUUCAGAACAUUUCCUUGGAUCCCUCCCAUGCAGGGCUUGUGAAUGAACAGUGGACAUUUGGGAAAAAUGAUAGGAGCUUGAAAUAUAUUGAACGCUGCCUCCAGAAUUUUCCAGGAUUCGGUGUGCUGGGUCCAGAGGGGCGCCUUAUCUCUUGGAUUGUGAUGGAACAGUCCUGUGAGAUGAGAAUGGGCUACACUGUCCCCAAAUACCGAAAGCACGGCUAUAUGAAGAAAACCAGUGUUCACCUUAUGAAUUAUGUUAUUCAGAAAAAAGUGCCAUGUUAUUUUCAUGUGUCAGAACAUAAAGAAGAAUCCAAUCAGGCACUGAGGGAUCUGAAGUUUAAGGCUGCUUCUUGUGGUUGGCAUCAGUGGAAAUGCAGUCCUGAGAAAUAUUGUUGAUUAGUGCCAUUUUCUAUUGCAAGCCUUCCUCAUCAGUGAAAAAAAGUAUCCGUUCACAUACAAUCAUGAUAAUUUGUAUUAGCACAAAAACAUCCAAUUAUUUUGGUUCCGUGCAUUACUUAACCCAUGCUUGUACAAUAUUUUUGUCUUCCUCCACAUUACAGAGAACUAGAAGCUUGAACUUUCGGUGUUAGGUUUUUCCUUUAUGGUGACAGACAUUUCAGAAUUAAAAUCAUCCAAUGUUAAUCAUUAGUGCCAAGAUAACCCUUUCAGAGCAACAUUUUCCUCUUUGAAGUCUUCUUUCAUGAAAGUCUACUACUUUUUCAUGCUUCUAUGUUUAAGAAUAAAAAGACUGUUUUGAGAAGUGUCUCCUCUGGUAUUCUCUCCUUCCUCUGACAAAAUUUUCCAAAGGACCCUUGAAAAGCCCUCAGCUUUUGAUCCUGCGUGCCCUCUCAAGAGUUUUGAGAUAUUUUACUGAAUUAAAUUAUGUAGCCAUCAGUGAACAUU